This is a messenger RNA of Didymodactylos carnosus, 1442 nucleotides long. Lineage: Eukaryota; Metazoa; Rotifera; Eurotatoria; Philodinida; Philodinidae. The record is from the annotation of a GenBank genome assembly.
AUGAUAUCUAUAAUGUACAAAGAUACGGUUAUCGAGAUCAUUAUGGUGUUAAAGGAGAAGCAAAUAUAUCAUUAUUAAUUGAUACAACAGAACCAUCAACAUUUCUUAUUGAUGGCAUGCAUACAAUAUUUUUAUGUCAUGCAAAAAGGUUUUUAUUAUUUAUACAAGACUCUUUAAAACAAGAAAAUGUUGAUGAAAUAAAUAAAAAAUUGAAGCAUAUUUCAUACAUUCAUGAUAUUCUUAGGCGUCCAAGUUCAUUAAGUAAUGUCAAUCGUUGGAAAGCAUCUGAAAUACGAGUAUUUAUUAUGUAUUUAUCUAUACCAAUACUGUAUGACUAUUUACCAAUAUAUUCGAAUUAUGCAUUGGCGCUUUAUGUAUUAUUUGUCAGACUUGUUCAUGACUUUUGGCAAGGACCUGAUUCAUAUGAUGAUGCUAAAUUAUUAAUUAAUACAUAUGAAACAUGUAUAACAACCAAAAGUGUGCAGAUUAAACCGUUAUUUCCACCACGUUUAUUAACAAUUACAAUGCAUACACAACAGCAUAUACCUCAACAAUGUGUAGAUUCUGGUGCUUGUGAACACCGCGAAAGUUUUUUAUUUGAAAGUUUUUUGGGUAAUUUGAAAUCAAAUUUAAAAGGUCCAUUAGGUGCUAUUCAUCAAAUUGCAUUUGCAUAUGCAGCUGAUUUAUAUUUAAAUCAUAAUUCACGUUCUGGAAAUGACGAAAUAUUAUUGAAUGGAGGUUUCACUAUUGAUCGUCAAACUAAUACGUAUGGUGCUAAUAUGGUUGUAGAUAAAAAUGAAAUAGAAAUAUUAAAAAAAUUAUUAGAUAAAAAAUUAACUAUUAGUAAAGCAUCUAUUUCAUUUUUUACACGUUAUCAUCAAAAUAUAACUACAUAUCAUUCGUUUUUUUAUAAGAAAAGGAAAACAUCAUGCAGCUAUUUAGUUAGUUUAACAGAUAAUAACAUUGUAUGGGUCAUUUGCUUUUUACUAGUUAAUCAACAACCAUAUGCUAUAGUACAAUCAUUAAAACGUUGUGAAAAACAAACUAUGUCAGACUUUUUUGUAAAUUUUCCUUAUUAUGAUAUUUUAAAAAGAUAUUUAGACAAUAUUUUUACAUUAUGCUACAUUCAAUAUCCAGAUGUACAGAGAACUGAUUCAUUCUUACUUGUGCCAUGUUUAAAAAUACGUCAUCGGAUUGUGCUUGUAGAAUUCAGAAACUUGUUUUGUUGUACAGAAUUUCAAUUUGGUGCUUUUAGCGAAGAACUGUUUUUUAAAGAAGUGUUCUCUAAAGAAGUUGGUGUUUCUUCACAAGAACUUCAUUCGUUCUCCUCAAGAAAAUAUGAAUGUUCAACGAUAUUACCAAGUUCAAUUGCUUGUGGUUGUAUCAAAUCGGCUAGCAGAGGUUUAUAUUCAAACGCAGAUUUAAUUCACGACGAUUAUUGA